AAUACGGUUGGAGCCACAGUCGCUCAACAAGUCAAUUUGUCACUUGUAAAUUUGAAUUUGAAAAUCAUCAAAAUGUCUAGUGAAGUAUUUUGUUAUUGCCCAAGCAAUAGUCUGCCAUCUUCAAACGCAAGUACUACUGACACAAAUUGCCCAAUUCUUAGUGAAAAUGAAACAUGCCCUUGUACUGAUCAUAAAAUAUAUGAAACUCACAGAACAGCCGUGCCGAUGCCUGAAUUAUAUUAUACUGAACAGUUACAAAAACAAGAUUUAUUCUGGCAAACAACAAUAAACCAAUUAUGUCAACACAUCAAAUGCCUCGAAGAAGAAAAAUGUUCCACCGAAUAUACAGUUAACAGUGUAGAAAGUUCAUUGCUUCCUUGCAUCACAUAUCUAAUGAUACAAUUUAGUGAGACAAAACCUAAUCUGGAUGUAACUAAAUUAAUCGAUUUGCCAGAUACAUCGAAUUCAGAAAAUUGUAUGCAAUGUCGAUUGCAGUUGCCUAAUUUACCUGCUCUCGAAUUUAUUGCUAUCCAAGCUAAUGAUCUUCUUUAUAUGGAUAUUAUUAAAGCACAUGUCAAAGAAAUAAAUAAACUGCAAUCAAAUAUUAGUAAUCUGAGAUCACAAGAAAGCGCGUUAUUAAAAACCAAACAAUUAAUUAGUGAUAUGCUAAAAAGCAAGAAAAGUAAAUUGGUGCUAAAUGGAGAACUUAUAAAUGAUUUACUACAACGACUUGAAACUUCAAAAUGUUUAUUAUUGCAACAAAUCAAAGACGAGAAAAGUCAAGCUGAUGAGUUGAACAGUCAAGUUGAGAAUAUAAUGAAAGAGAUAGCUGAUGAAGAAAAGCGAGGUGAAGAGCUAAUUGAGAAAUUAAAUUAUGCAGGUGCUAAUAUUGAAAUUGCUAGCCAAGUGCGCGAACGUACUGAAAACAUUGACGGUGUUCACGUUAAUCUUGCCGACGAACUUGUAUCCUUGAAUGAGAAAUAUUGUUCGUUGCAGAAGCAAAUAAAAGAUUUAAACGUAGAACUUGAAAAUAUAAAAAGCAAUUAUAGAAAGAAAGCAUUCACCAGUUGUGGUUUACCACAUCUUAAUUCUGUUGCAAAAGUUGCAUUAAGUAACCAAAAAUUGAAUAAUUGUACAUGUGAUGACAAUAUAAAAGCAAAAUAAAAUAAAUUUGCAUCAUC
Molecule: messenger RNA, 1181 nt
Organism: Dalotia coriaria
Lineage: Eukaryota; Metazoa; Arthropoda; Insecta; Coleoptera; Staphylinidae
Exons: 1
Coding region: 73-1164 (363 amino acids)
Source: RefSeq, a predicted model, not a curated record